Molecule: messenger RNA, 1095 nt
Organism: Gigantopelta aegis
Lineage: Eukaryota; Metazoa; Mollusca; Gastropoda; Neomphalida; Peltospiridae
Product: neuropeptides capa receptor-like
Exons: 1
Coding region: 1-1095 (364 amino acids)
Biological process (GO): G protein-coupled receptor signaling pathway
Cellular component (GO): plasma membrane
Molecular function (GO): G protein-coupled receptor activity
Source: RefSeq, a predicted model, not a curated record
AUGACGGAGGUGUACUCGUGCGAAGACUGCCAGCCAGUCAUAGUUACCCCGACCGGGUUACCCAGUCUAAACGGAACCGGAAACGGGAGCACGUACAUGUUUUCAAUCCAGGACCAUAUGACGUAUAGAGUAGCGCAUAUACUACACACGUAUGUUCUUCCAAGUGAUAUAUUCAUCGGUCUUAUGGCGAAUUUGAUUUCCAUUCUGGUAUUCACGGGUAAGGAUCUACGGAACCUGUCGUCUAGCGUCUACGUUCUGGCGGUGCUGAUCGCUGACAGCGGAUCCCUGAUCACCAUGGUGGCCGUGUGGCUGGAGGUUCUGAAAUACCCCAUCAAUCAUAUGCAGGGGAUGUGUCAGUUCUUCGUGUACCUCACCUACAUCUGUAGCUUUCUCUCCGUCUGGUAUAUGGUGUGCAUCACGGUAGAAAACUACAUCACGUUCUGUCAUCCGACCAGAAUCAAAAUCAUGUGCACCCAAAGCAGAGCCCGGAUGGUGACCAUCGCGCUGGCUGUUGGAGCACUCUGUUUGUAUAGCGUCUCGCCUUUCAUCGUCGACGUGACCAGCGACCCCAACUACCCGAACUACUCGCCAACAUGUCGGCCCAAACCGUCGUACAUCGUCUUCAAUGACAUCCUCACCUACAUUGACUCUGUGCUCACUCUGCUGGUUCCCUCAGUCGCCAUCCUCCUCAUGUUGACAGCCAUCGUGGUGUCCAUCGUGUCGUCGCUUAGGAAGAAGAAGAGAAGGAUGGUGAAGGACCAGCCGAGAGCCAAGAACAAGGCUGACUGUCCCCAGGUGAGGGUAGCCAAGAUGUUGUUCGCACUGUCCUCCACGUAUCUCAUACUCAACCUACCGAGUCAUGUCAUACGACUGUUCUUUCUCCUUCGGCCCAAUGACGUCACGCAACCGAACAUAACGAUGGAGGAAGGCUUGAUGAUGUUGAUAUUCUUGUAUCUGUCCUAUCUUAAUUCGUGUGUCAAGUUUUUCCUCUUGUUUGCCUUCAGCGCCAAUUUCAGGAAACGUAUUCUUGGAACGUGUGUCUUUAAACGAUGCCAAGUGUAUAUCCCGGUGUCUACUGGUGCAACAAAGGUGUGA